Closterium sp. NIES-67 is the source of this 3769-nucleotide messenger RNA. The record is from the annotation of a GenBank genome assembly. NCBI's taxonomy places the organism in Eukaryota, Viridiplantae, Streptophyta, Zygnematophyceae, Desmidiales, Closteriaceae.
AUCAAACCUGCCAUAGUUUCCCAAACAGCAGCAGCAUAGUCUUGAUAAGGGCAAAGCACGGCUCCUAUCGUGUAGAUUUCGACGCGUCCCACCCACGCCGCGAAGCGAGGUAACUUCAGCUGUUGGAGACGCGCAUUGCAUGUGAUAAAUAGUUCGUACCUGAGUUGGCGGUGUGAUCGUCCUUGAGAGCACUCAUUGCUCUUCGGCGCCAUUCAUUCGCUCAUCGUAGCGGCAAUCGCUAGUCAAGCAGAGGACGCACAUCAGAAGGUCGCUUUCCGUUCCAGGCCUACUUUGUUCGCCGUGGUGGAAAACCCAUAAACUGAUUAAUCUCCCGUCGCUCACUGACCUAAGCCAGCUAUCUUUUUCGACGAAUUCUUACCUUUCCCAUCCUGCUGACGGCCGCAAAGUCGCCUCAUUAUGGAGCUAUUACGGCGGCGCGGCCCCCCCUCCUUAGUCCACAUAGCCUUACUCGUAGCAUGCCUAGCGGGUCUCGCGGCAGCAGCUUCAGAACUUCCGGAAGCGGAUUUCGCGGCAGCAUCGCCGCUACCGACGCGGUUCGAGCAGGCCAUGGCGGAGACGGCCGCGCUGAGCCCCGACGCGAAAGCCAGGCUGCACGCCGCGCGGCUGAGCGAGCGAAUGCUGCUCGUUCACGACGACGAAGGCGACGUUGGCGACGACGGCGAAGCCGGCGAAGAAAGUGGUAACGGCGAGGGCCACCGUCGCGAGUUGGCGGUCACGAGGAAGCAGCUCGGUCUGCGGCCGCGGUUUCUAAACUCUGGACCGAGUAUGGCGGAUGUGAAUAACACCUUCUUCCGGUGGGACUCGGUAAAGCCGAACGCGUUUGUGGACUGGCGUCAGACCAUGUACAUCUCGCCCAUUCAGCGCCAAUACCAGUGCGGGAGCUGCUGGGCGAUUGUGGCCGUCGAUUCCAUCGCGAUGAUGUGGGCGAUCAUCAACAACACGACGCCGCUGGUGCUGUCGCCGCAGCAGGUGUGCGACUGCGCGACAAAGCAAUGCUGUAAGGGCGGCUGGCCCGACUGGGCCUUCUCCUACAUCCUCUUUAACGACGGCAUCGCUUCUAUCGACGAGUACCCGUAUGUCGCGGAGGACAGCGCGGUCUGUAACUCGAACGCGUCGACGCCGCUCGCGGCGAAGAUCACGGGGUGGGAGCUGGUUCCGCCGUACAACGCCAUGGCGCUGAUGAAGGCCGUCAGCAUGCAGCCGGUCGUCGCGUUUCUGUCCGGCAACUCUAACGACUUCCAGUACUACUCGUCGCGCGACCAGGUUAAGAUCUACGACGGGACGUGCACGACGGAUAUCAAUCACGCGGUGAUUGUGGUGGGCUUUAACUACACGGGGCCGAGUCUCGAGGGCAGCUAUUGGAUAUUGAAGAACUCGUGGUUCAACACGUGGGGCGACGCGGGAUACAUGUACCUCGCGAUGACGCCCGACGUGCGCGGGAAGUGCGGGCUCCACGCCAUCCCCGCCAUGUACCCAGUCUACUACGCGGGGCCCGAGCCUGUCAAGAUUGCCAACGGCCCCUUCGGUCGCCGGGACGACGGCUACGACGGCAAGUGGUGGUCGCGAACCUACUCGGGCCCCGUCGACGCGUGCGCGAACCUAAUCAACCCGUGCGGCGGCGGGCGCUGCUACACGCUAAGGGGAAUCGCGCGCUGCGACUGCCGGUACCUGCCGAACAUGGUGGAGGUGCUCUCGACGCCCACCGCCAAGUGCGUGCCGCGCUACCCGUGCACGAGCCGCGAGGUCUUUAAUCCGUGCGGGAGCGGCGUGUGCCGGAAUCCGGGCGACGGGACGUACACGUGCGAGUGCCCCGCGGGCUACGCCAUCGGAACGGCAUCAGACGGCACCAUCACGUGUGUCGGGGUGGGCACGACGGCAGCGGUGGGGCAGACGUACACCACCGCGCCUGGCGAUUCGUGCACCGUUGUGGCCAACACGUUCAAGCUCCCCGCCGUCACUCUCGCGGCGCUCAACCCGUUUCUGGAUUGCUCGCUUGCAUACAUCGCUCCUGGCAUGGUGCUGCUUGUUUCGAAUACUACAGCCAACAGCCCAGCCUUUGUCUGCACCGCCACGUACACAGUGCAGCUUGGCGACACGUGUCCGUCGCUCGCCAACUCGUAUUUCAACGGCGACCUGAUCGCUCUCCGGGCGGCUAACCCCCUCAUUUGCACAACCGAGAGGGCGUCCCUGCUGCCGUCGCAGCAGAUCUGCAUCAGCACCACGUCGCCCAGCCCCGUGAUCACCGUGCCCCAGUGCGGCCAGACGUACACGUCAGUGGCUGGCGACACUUGCGAUGUGAUCGCCACCAAAUACAACCUCGCAACCAGCACAUUUAUGAGCCUCAAUCCAGCCCUUUCCUGCGACACUGCCCUCAAAAUCGGUCUCUACCUCUGCGUUGCGCCCAAGACCUCUCUGACGUCAGUUGAGUGCACACAGCAGUACACGGUGCUCCAGGGAGACAACUGCCCCAACAUCUGGAACGCAGCCAACCUCACCGAACCGCUCUUCCUUGCCAUCAACCCCGGCAUCCGGUGCCAGGCGCCGUACCUGCAGGUGGGCCAGAAGGUGUGCAUCAACUCCCCCGUGCUCGCCACACUCAGGACCGCCAGCAACACCAGCUUCUCGAUCUACACCAUCCAAGAGGGCGACACCCUCGCUCUCAUCUCCUCCAAGUUCGUCACCCGCUGCACCACCGUCUCCGUCUCCCCCGUCAGCAUCGCCGCCCACAACAACAUCCUUGAGACUUCGCCGCUCAUUGUCAACACCACGCUGAUCAUCCCCUGUGAUUCCCGCGUCGGGAUUCUUGAUUGUGGAUGCGCCGAGUCGCUCCCGGUGUGCGGCGCUGAUUUUGUGACGUACCCGUCGUAUUGCGAUGCGCUCUGCAACUACGCCAUGCCGGUGGUUGAAGACGGGGCGUGUUCAGGGUGCAACGCCGCAUGCACGAACCGUGCCGGGGUCGCGCCGCUCCCCGGGUACGGAUGCUCCUGGACGGUUUGCCCGUACCCGACCUGGAAACCGCUGGACAGCGAUUGUUCUCUUAUGGUAGGGGAGGAGGUUGGCAAGUGCUGCGCAUUCGUUACCACGACGUGCGAGAACGUGUGCACUGCAACGAAGCUCACUCUCGGAGGGACGGCGGCCACGCAGACGACCAACUACAACCUGUGUUACAACAACUGCUUCUGCUGCGCGCGGUUACCGUGUGGCAGUGUGAACACGUGCCAGGCGCAGAGCACCUGCUGGUCUCAGAGCCCCAGAAAGUGCACAUACAGCAGCUAUAAGUACUGGUGGAACUGUACUUAUUUUGGGGGUGAUUACCCCAAACCGUGAUUGUGGCGCACUGAGAUCAGAACUGUCUGGCCUUGGUGGGUAUGCUUCAGGGGCAAGACCCAACCGAGGAGGACGGGAGGAAGAGAGGCAUCUCCUGGGUUUCUGUUGGGGACUAAUUGGUUUGGGAUGUUAAAAUUCUGCUGCUUGCAUUCUGCUGCUGACUGUUACUUGGUGCUUUUACGGUAUUUUUUUUAUUGUCAAGGUGUAACAUAUCAAUCAGCUGUCAAAGGCCCUCAGAUUUCAGGAUUUUUUCCUGAUUUUCAGGGUGUUCAGCUGUGCUGACCCUGAAUUUCCAGCCUCGGAGGGGGGGGGGGGGGUGACUCUGAUUUUCAGUGUAAAUGUUUGUACGGGGCCUGAAAUUUCAGCGUGUAUUUUGACGCCGACACUGAUGCAUCAGUGUCGCAUCGCGUAUGUAGACUGA